Messenger RNA from Grammomys surdaster, 1573 nucleotides. It is a transcript of the gene Mex3a, whose product is annotated as mex-3 RNA binding family member A. The record is from RefSeq and is a predicted model, not a curated record. Gene Ontology annotation, molecular function: RNA binding. The transcript is spliced from 3 exons. Lineage: Eukaryota; Metazoa; Chordata; Mammalia; Rodentia; Muridae. Bases 37 to 1467 code for a protein of 476 amino acids.
CUCUCUCUCCCUCUCUCCCCCAGCUUUUGUUUCGCCAUGCCUAGUCUAGUGGUAUCUGGAAUAAUGGAAAGAAAUGGGGGCUUUGGAGAACUAGGAUGUUUCGGGGGAAGCGCUAAGGACCGAGGGCUGCUGGAAGACGAGCGCGCCCUUCAGCUGGCUCUUGAUCAACUCUGCCUCCUGGGUUUGGGGGAGCCCCCCGCCCCCACGGCGGGCGAGGACGGGGGAGCCAAAGGGGCGAACGACGCCAAGCUCUGCGCGCUCUACAAAGAGGCCGAGCUGCGCCUGAAGGGCAGCAGCAACACCACGGAGUGCGUUCCCGUGCCCACCUCCGAGCACGUGGCCGAGAUCGUGGGCAGGCAAGGCUGCAAGAUUAAGGCUCUGAGGGCCAAGACCAACACCUACAUCAAGACACCAGUGCGAGGUGAGGAGCCGGUGUUCAUGGUGACUGGGAGGCGGGAAGACGUGGCCACAGCCCGGCGGGAGAUCAUCUCGGCAGCUGAGCACUUCUCCAUGAUAAGAGCCUCACGCAACAAGUCUGGCGCCGCCUUUGGCGUGGCCCCUGCUCUGCCAGGCCAAGUGACCAUCCGUGUACGAGUGCCCUACCGCGUGGUGGGUCUGGUGGUUGGCCCCAAGGGAGCGACCAUCAAACGCAUCCAGCAGCAGACCAACACAUACAUCAUCACUCCCAGCCGGGACCGGGACCCGGUGUUUGAGAUCACCGGCGCCCCGGGCAACGUGGAGCGUGCGCGGGAGGAGAUCGAGACGCACAUCGCCGUUCGCACCGGCAAGAUUCUUGAGUACAACAGCGACGGCGACUUCCUGGCUGGCAGCCCCGACGCUGCCCUGGACAGCCGCUAUUCAGAUGCCUGGCGGGUGCAUGCUCCAGGCUGUAAGCCGCUCUCCACCUUCAGGCAGAACAGCCUGGGCUGCAUAGGCGAGUGCGGCGUGGACUCGGCCUUUGAGGCCCCGCGCCUGGGCGAGCAGGGCGGGGACUUCGGCUACGGCGGAUAUCUGUUUCCGGGCUACGGUGUGGGCAAGCAGGACGUGUACUAUGGCGUGGCGGAGACAAGCCCCCCGCUGUGGGCGGGCCAGGAGAACGCCACUCCCACCUCGGUGCUCUUCUCUGCCUCCUCCUCCUCUUCUUCAGCCAAGGCACGCACUGGCCCCCCAGGCGCGCAUCGCUCUCCUGCCACCUCUGCGGGGCCAGAGCAGCUGGCCGGGCUCCCUCGGAGGCCUCCCGGAGAGCCACUGCAGGGUUUCUCUAAACUGGGGGCCGGAGGGCUGCGGAGCCCCGGCGGUGGGCGGGACUGCAUGGUGUGCUUUGAAAGCGAAGUGACAGCAGCCCUGGUGCCCUGUGGACACAACCUUUUCUGCAUGGAGUGUGCAGUACGCAUCUGCGAGAGGACGGACCCAGAGUGUCCUGUCUGCCACAUCACCGCCACACAAGCCAUCCGAAUAUUUUCCUAAGCUCCAUGUCCCUGGUCUCCUGAGCCCGCUCCCUAGGGUGCCGCCCUGGACCUGUAGGGCUUUUUGAAAAAUCAGUGACUUACAGGGCAAGGUGCUUGGAAAUAUU